AUGGCCACUCUCUAUGCUCGCUCGGCGCCUUUGUCAGCGGAAGCAGCGAGGUUGCUUCAGGAGCAAGUCAAGAUGAAGGCCUCUGCCUUGGAGGAGAAGGACCAGCUGCUGAAAGAACAGGACGAGGAACUAGACGCUGUGAAGGCUCGGCUGAACGAACAGGAGGCCUCUCUUCGCCACUCUCAAGCCCCUGCUGAGGAUGAGUCGAAAGAGGAGAAGGCUCUUUUAACCCGGGCAGACUUGAUUCAAUAUAUCAGAGUCUUGGGGAGCGACUGUGUGGCAACUGCCGAGGAUACCUAUCACUCCACUGUGGCCCAGCUCAAAUUGAAGAAUCCGGGGGUGGAAUUGGUGAUCGAAGGUACUGGGCCUUACCAUCGUGUGGAGGGCGACCAAAUAGUUUCUCCGGCCUUCGAGGAGGAGCCCGUGACGCAGGAAGCUGAGGAGGUCCAAGUCGAGGAAGGUGUUUGA
Molecule: messenger RNA, 468 nt
Organism: Vicia villosa (hairy vetch)
Lineage: Eukaryota; Viridiplantae; Streptophyta; Magnoliopsida; Fabales; Fabaceae
Exons: 2
Coding region: 1-468 (155 amino acids)
Source: RefSeq, a predicted model, not a curated record